AAGAACUAUAAUGACAUAAUAAUAAUAUAAGACCUAAGAGGUUAUAUAUCAUUUAGAUAUGUGAUAUGAUGUAUAUCAUCCACUGAGAACUACAGAAAUCAUGAACGACCAAUGAAUAUCAACGUGAUCAAUUGCAGUAAAUUAUUUGCAUUUGUUCUGAAAAUAACUCAUUUGAAUUUGUCCUAGACAUUGUUUCUUCUAUGAAAAGGUAUAACACAGGAUGUGGCACCUGGUUUUGAUAUCAAGAAUAGCUGAAGCUUCUUUAAAAACUUCUGGUAAAGCUGAAGAGCACUCUGUAUGUGCAGAAUCACAGCAAGAGCAUGAAAGGUCAUGGAUUUAGAUUCAUAUUUCUUUGAAUAUGGAUCUUAAUAUUUCACUUUUACAGGCAAGGAUAUUCAAAAUGACAACUGGGACGCACAUAUGGAGGCAUUUUCAAAAAGUGUAAAAACAUUUGUAAUUCUUUUUAACAAGGCCAGCUAUGCAAUUAUUAGGUCAUUAAAUCCAAUUAACAUAAUGAAUUGCGAAUGAAUCGUCUAGAGCUUGCAUGUAGUUUCAUUACAGUACCCAGUUUAUGAAACACCUUUGUCUAUUAAUGCUAAUUAAUUAUGAAUGCACUUUAAUUAGUAUUAAUAAUUAAACACAAAACCAUUCUAACAGUUUUAAAAUUCAGCAUAAACAUCUGUAAUGUAAAGACAGAGCCAUUACGUCUAAACAGAGCACCCAGCGGGACAAUUACACUCUUGACUCAGUGUUUGUCAGAGCAUUAACCCUGUCUGGGUGGCACUAAUGUGUCAUUAAGUGGCUGCUGCAUCCUGUUUACCAACAGUAGACGUCUUGUCACACACUGAGCAAACUGUAAAAAAAAAAAAAAAAAAAAAAAAGCCUGCCACCUGUAAGCCACUAAGAACUACUUCUACGCAUUGGUUUCACAUUCUUUAUCUCAAACACACAGGUGUGAAUACUAAUGACUCAAUGAUGGUGUUGAACUGUGGUCUCUGUUUGAACAUAUAGAGAGUGAGUUGUUUUAAAGUAGGAAACAGCUUAAUCCUCCCUGAGAAUGAAGCAGGUGUUGAUGUUUUAUGUAUAACCCUAUUAGGACAGCAUAUGAGACAGACUUGGCUCAUGGCCUAACAAUCUGACAAACAUAAAUAAUCAAAAGCAGCCUGAAGUCUGGGAGUGCAGGCAUUUGUUCUGUUCCAAAACCAAGUGAAGAAUUUCUUUCUACUGUAGAAGACAAACUCUACUGAAAUCAAUCUGCUGUAUGAAGUGAUACUUGUGGUUCAUGUGGAACUGCAUCAUGCUCAUGAAUGUUCCAGAUCAGUUCCAUAAUGGUUUUAGUUGCUAUGUUUGUUAGCAGUUUGUGCAAGACAGUGGCUACAAAAUUCAUUCAGGUCUGUGUGUAAUUUACCUAUUCAAACAUAUUCAUAACAUGAUAUAGUUCACCAAAAUAAAUACUGAAAAAGUGUGGGGUUGUAAGAAAGAAGUAUCUUAUGCUCACAGAUAUUUUAUCAUUAUGACCACCUUCCUAAUAUUGUGUUGGUCACCCUUUUGCUGUCAAAACAGCCCUGGCCCGGUUUCCCCAAGGUUUCCCAGCAGAACAUUUCCCAAAGCAUCACACUGCCUCCACCGGCUUACCUUCGUCCCAUAGUGCAUCCUGAUCCCAUGUGUUCCCCAGGUAAGCGACGCACACGCACCCAGCCAUCCACGUGAUGUAAAAGAAAACAUGAUUCAUCAGACCAGGCCACCUUCUUCCAUUGCUCCGUGGUCCAGUUCUGAUGCUCACGUUCCCACUGUUGGUGCUUUCGGCGGUGGACAGGGGUCAGCAUGGGCACCCUGACUGGUCUGCGGCUAUGCAGCCCCAUACGCAACAAACUGCGAUGCACUGUGUAUUUUGACACCUUUCUUUCAGAACCAGCAUUAACUUCUUGGGGUAAUUUGAGCUAAAGUAGCUCGUCUGUUGGAUCGGACCACACGGGCCAGCCUUCACUCCCCACGUGCAUCAAUGAGCCUUGGCCACCCAUGACCCUGUCGCCGGUCCACCACUGUUCCUUCCUUGGACCACUUUUGAUAGAUACUGACCACUGUAGCCUGGAAACACCCCACAAGAGCUGCAGUUUUGGAGAUGCUCUGUCCUAGUCGUCUAGCCAUCACAAUUUGGCCCUUGUCAAACUCACUCAAAUCCUUACGCUUGCCCAUUUUUCCUGCUUCUAAUACAUCAACUUUGAGGACAAAAUGUUCACUUGCUGCCUAAUAUAUCCAACCCACUAACAGGUGCCAUGAUGAAGAGAUAACCAGGGUUAUUCACUUCACCUGUCAGUGGUCAUAAUGUUAUGCCUGAUCGGUGUAUUUUAAAAUUUAAUUUAGGGGCCAUUUACACAACACCGUUUUCGACUAAAAACCAAAAACUUUUUAUGCGUUUUGGAAAUGCCAUUGUCGUCAUUUACACGACAAUGGCAUUUCUGUGGCCUGAAAAUGCAAACUUUUAAAAACGGAUUUCAAAGUGCAAGUUUUUGAAAACGGUCUCCGUGUAAACAAAAACGCGAAUUUGUGAAAACGAUGACGUCACGCACAUGCGCAUUACAUGUACAGUCUAUAGUGUUUCAUCGCCAUCUAAUGGCCGGACAGCAGAAUACAGCGUUUUUAGUCAUUUUCAUGGAUUUGUAUGUAUGGGGAUCGUUUUGACAAUGGUAUCGUCUGUACGCGGAAAACUCAAAGGAAAAACUUCUCCGUUUUAAACAUAUCGUUGUCGUGUAAACGUACCCUCAAUCCUGUAAUGCAAAGCUGAAUUUUCAGCAGCCAUUACUACUCCAGUCGUCAGUGUCACGUGAUCGUUCAGAAAUCAUUUGGUGCUUGAGAAACAUUUCAUAUUAUUAUCAACUUGAAAACAGUUGUGCUGCUUCAGGAUUCUUUGAUGAAUAGAAAGUUCAAAAGAUAAGCAUUUAUUUGAAAUAAAAUUUUUGUAACAUUAUAAAUUACUUCACUGUUACUUUUGAUUAAUGUGUUCUUGUAUUCAUUUCUUUAAAAAAUGAAUUACUAAAACAAAAACACAUUUUUAACAGCAAUGGAUAGAUCAAAAUGUGAAAGUUUCUUUAAGUAAUGUCUGAACAACUCUAUGUAAAUUUGUAUAGCUUUCACUAUAUUGUCCCAAAUUAAAUAUAUUUCAGAUCCUCUGAGCAGUUUGAAUUUUAACUCUUGUUCCAACUAGAUUGAUCAGUUCUAUGUGAUAAAUUCCUCCGCAGGUUCAGUGGAAACUUGUUCUGCUCCUUUUCAGAGAACGGCCUGACUCGCUGACCUUACCGAGGUUAAUAAUAUACUCUGGCAGUGUGGACACAGGAUGCUGAAAAUGCCUGGGCACACACUCUACUCCAUUUGCCCGGAUUAUUCACUCAUUUCCAAACAAACUGGGAAUUAUAAAGCACCUCAAGGUUGUGUGUGCAGGCCUCAAAGUGCAGGUGGUGUGUUUCUUGCUUUACCCCUGCACUCUGGAUGUGUGUUUUGAUUUAUGGCAUAGAGGAGGAUGUGGCUCCAUGACCUCAGCCCCUGACCCCAGGUCGUCUCAAUAAAACGGACUGCACAUAACAAUCAAUUUCUAAUCAUAACCAAAGAGUUAGAGUAAGCUCUGACCUAUGCAUUAUUCAGUUGAGGGACAAGGGCAAGCAAUGAAAACCCCUACGCACAAACCAUGAAUAUUUAACACGGAUCCCUUCUACCAAUCUACAGUGAUGCUUCUCUGUAACCACAGUGAUUAAACAACAUGUAGGAACAAGACACAAAAAAAAAAAAAAAAAAAAAGAUUGCGUAGGAGUAUAUUUAUUCUCUUUACCUUCAAUCAUCACUUACACUUGUGCUGGGAACAUGUCUGACUCUCUGUUUCACAACAACUGCUUGAGAGUAAAUCAAUAACAACAGACUGAACAAGAGUCAUGCAAAUCAUUAUUUUCAGCCAGAGAGUCUGUGAGGCACAUGUCUGGAAAAAAGCACACGCUGUUCAGUAAACCAUUUAAGAAAAACUCCAUCCUGCAUCUGCCAAACUCAUCAACAUCAUUUAUUUUUUCCAUGAUGAAAUCUAGGUUUGAUUUAAAAGUAACAACCAACCUAGAAAUAAAAGACUUAAAAGUGCAAUAUGUAAUAUUUUCUGUCCACUAGAGGCCUAUUCAAAGGCGUAGCUUGAUGACGCCAAGUUUGAGCACAGAAUCUUGGGACAUGUGGUCUUCACCUCAACGGCCGGUGAAAAAGAAUUGGGAUAGGACUCGGGAAGAAAUCAUGUUCAUGGAUGCGAUUAUUAACGUUACUGUAGUAUGAAGCAGAGCAGGACCGAGAGUUGUGGGAGCUGAACGAGGCCGCUGGCGCGAUUGCGCAACACUUUAUUAUGCCACAGUCGCCGGCGCCGCUUCCGCUUUUCCGGUCAUGAGUAUGAGACGCUUGAGCGUUGGACAGGCAGAGACUCGGAGCGCCGGUCACUUACAUCAACAGAAGACCUGCAGCUUGCUGCUGCUGUUUGACUGUGACAUAGGGCUGAGAAGAGCACUUCAGAUCAAACUGAUGGAAUAUGACAGUUUAUAGAAACACGUGUGGAUUCACAGAGACAUGAAACACGGAGCCCCUGGGAGAGGGACUGCAGUGUCUUGUGUGAACCAAACUCUAUCUGACCACUUCCUUACAGAUGACCAGUGAUGGCCACAGCAUCAGACUCAGCGGACGACGCAGUGGAUCCAGUCGUGUCUAAACACACUUCGAGGAUAACACUGUCUAUUGUCCUGGUGACCAUCAUUAUAUUGACUGCGCUUGGUAAUUUGCUUGUGAUGGUGGCUCUCUGUAAAGACAGACAGCUAAGAAAGAAGAAGACCAACUUCUUCAUCGUAUCCCUGGCAUUUGCAGACCUUCUAGUUGCCCUUGUUGUGAUGCCCCUGGCAGCCAUAGAGUUGACCACAGGUCAAUGGAGUUAUGGAGAGACGUUCUGCUUGAUCCGUACCUCACUGGACGUGCUGCUAACCACAGCAUCUAUUCUGCAUCUGUGCUGCAUUGCACUAGACAGGUACUAUGCGAUUUGCUGUCAGCCUCUGGUCUACAAUAACAAGAUGACACCUGUGAGAGUCUCAAUGAUGCUGGUUGGAUGUUGGGUCAUCCCCUUUUUCAUCUCCUUCCUUCCCAUCAUGCAAAGCUGGAAUACCAUUGGAAUCGAGAGCUUUAUCGAACAAAGAAACUCUUCCCGCAAUUCAACUUGUGUGUUCAUGGUGAACCGACCCUAUGCCCUGGUGUGUUCGGCCGUGGCUUUCUAUGUGCCUCUGGUGCUGAUGGUUCUCGCCUAUCAGCGAAUCUACGUCACCGCUAUGGGUCAUGCUCGGCGAAUCGGCUCGCUGCAUCGGGCCGGCUCGGCCCCUUCUUCAACUUACCCUAACCAUGAUCAACACGGAUCCAGUCGCAUUAAGAAUGAAACCAAGGCGGCCAAGACGCUGGCCGUCAUUAUGGGCUGCUUCUGUCUAUGCUGGGCACCCUUCUUCAUCACCAAUGUGGUGGAUCCCUUCAUUAAUUACAGCGUGCCCUGGCAGAUGUGGACUGCUUGGCUCUGGUUGGGUUACAUCAACUCGGGCUUGAAUCCAUUCCUCUAUGCUUUCCUGAACCGGGCUUUUCGGAGAGCCUUCCUUAUGAUCCUGUGCUGUGGGGAUGAGCACUAUGCCCGGCAGGAGGGCUUUAGUCCGAGCAGACGGCACUCAGAGUCUGUCAAUGGAACCUCCAUUUCUCUCAGAUUGUCAUUUCUUCAAAACCGAAGAUACAGCGACAAUUCCAACCGAUUUCUGUCGAGUGAGCUGGAAUCACAGGAGUCUGUUGGUGCAUCAUAGCCAAGAUUUCAGAAGCCUACAAAUGCAGUUUGAUGAGAACAUACAGAUAACCGCCUACAUAUGUGUCAAAUCAAGAGACUUCAUUGCAGUUUGAUUUUUGAUGGGUUUUCACCUUCAGUGAUAAAUAAAGAUUAUUUAUAGGCCUAUUUCACACAGAACUUCUACAGUGUGUGAGGAAGAUGUUAGCAUGCAGGCAUUUUAUCAGAUGAAAGCAAACAAAUAAUAUGCCCAGGAAUGUUCAAGGAAAUAGUUAAAGAUUGAAACAAAAAGUUAAAGGCAAAGACAACUGCUCUAUAAAGCGAUUUCUUCAUCCCCUUGAACAGUUUUCAAGCUAUAUGGGGUUGUCAACUUACUGCUUCUCAUUUCAAGCUAUAUGGGGUUGUCAAUUUACUGCUUCUCAUGUAUGUAGUUCUCAUCUUUCAAAUCAGGAGGAACACAUCUGCUUUGGCUGUAAAGGCUAACAAUGACAAAUAUAUGCAGUUGAAAGUGGCCUGUCAUUUAAGCAUGUGGUUAUUCUUGCAUACAGUGAACCUAAAAUGCUCAUUUUCAGACUGAGUUGAUACUCCCUCUUUAUUCAACAAGGUAUUUAUGUUGUACAUGUACAGUUUUGACUUCUGUGAAAAGAAGCAGUGGCUUGUCACUGUGUGACAUUUGUACUUUUAUUGUAUCACUGUGUAAUCGAACUGAAUUUAAUGUACAGUGUAUCUGGAUGAUGAAUCUAAAAACUGUUGUCAAAGUUUCAUAAAACUGCAUAAAAAC
Ctenopharyngodon idella (grass carp) is the source of this 6599-nucleotide messenger RNA. Its product is annotated as 5-hydroxytryptamine receptor 4. The record is from RefSeq and is a predicted model, not a curated record. The coding region runs from base 4674 to 5840 and encodes 388 amino acids. Gene Ontology annotation, cellular component: plasma membrane. The transcript is spliced from 8 exons. Gene Ontology annotation, molecular function: G protein-coupled serotonin receptor activity. Gene Ontology annotation, biological process: adenylate cyclase-activating adrenergic receptor signaling pathway; regulation of appetite; chemical synaptic transmission. NCBI's taxonomy places the organism in Eukaryota, Metazoa, Chordata, Actinopteri, Cypriniformes, Xenocyprididae.